CCCAUUAUGAAAGACUACUUAUUUUCUUCAAGUCAAUUAGAGUCAUUUUCAUCUUCCUCCUAUUCCCUCAACUCAAACCCCCUCCCAUUUCAACCCAUUUGAAUCAUAUUCCCAUCUCAAAUUUUGUGUGGAAAAUACAAGAAAAAAAAUGGGGGUGAUCAAAGUGUCACAAACCUUUAGAACAAAAGUGACCCCAAAUAGGAUGUUCAAGGCCUUGAUCCUUGAUUCUCACAAUCUUGCUCCCCAACUUAUGUUUUCAUCAAUCAAGAACGUUGAAAUCCUCGAAGGCACCGGUGGACCGGGAACCAUCAAACAAAUCAAUUUCACAGAAGCGAGUCCGUUGAACUACGUGAAGCAUAGGAUCGAUGAGCUAGACGAAGAAAAGUUGAUGUGCAAGUACACAUUUAUUGAAGUGGAUGGAUUGAUGGCUAAGCUCGAUCGCAUCACACAUGAGGUGAAGUUUGAGGCAUAUGGAUUUGGAGGGUGUCGUUGCAUGAUUACAAGUGAAUAUUAUACAAAGGAUAAUAUGGAGAUUAAAGAAGAAGAUAUUGAACAAGGCAAAGAUAGAGCUGUUGGAAUGUAUGAAGUUGUGGAAGCUUAUCUUUUGGCACACCCUCAUGCCUAUAAUUAACAUUUUUUUGGAGUAUUGUAAUUUGUAUGUAUGGUUAUUUAUGUCUUUUUUUGGUUAUUUAUAUUUUGUGGAUUUUUUUUCUUGAUUCAAGCAAAAACAUAUAUAUAUUGAAGGUGAUGAA
Molecule: messenger RNA, 752 nt
Organism: Salvia splendens (bonfire salvia)
Lineage: Eukaryota; Viridiplantae; Streptophyta; Magnoliopsida; Lamiales; Lamiaceae
Product: major allergen Pru ar 1-like
Exons: 2
Coding region: 149-631 (160 amino acids)
Biological process (GO): abscisic acid-activated signaling pathway; defense response
Cellular component (GO): cytoplasm; nucleus
Molecular function (GO): abscisic acid binding; signaling receptor activity; protein phosphatase inhibitor activity
Source: RefSeq, a predicted model, not a curated record